CCGACAGGCCAAAAGAGUCGAUGCUGCUCGGUCGCCGAUUUCCAUCGCACUGAAACACGACACGCCACGCAUUGCACACAGGCAUUGCCCAGGCGACGGCAGGCGGGCCGUUCGUCGUUACUUGUCCUCCGCACCAUCCCACCGGCGCCGAACACAGACGGCCCAGUCAAAACACAGGGCUGAGCUGGCAAAGGAAGUGCCUCCCAUGGACGACUAUCUGGAUAGUCCUAUGGACUCGGACGAUGUCUUCCCCUGCAAAGGAUGCGGCGAGAUUCUCGAGGAGGGCAAGGCAUUUGAACUCGCUGGAAACCGAUGGCAUCUCGAUUGCUUCCGCUGCAACACGUGCAACACGCUCCUCGAUUCGGACGCGAACCUGCUCCUGCUUGGCGAUGGCUCGCUCAUUUGCAACAACUGUACCUACAGCUGUAGCGCCUGUGGGAACAAGAUCGAAGACCUCGCCAUCCUGACGGGCGACCAGGCGUUCUGCGCAACCUGCUUCCGCUGUAGGAACUGCAAGAGGAAGAUUGAAAACCUGCGCUAUGCUAGGACCUCGCACGGGAUCUUUUGCAUGAACUGCCACGAGUCGCUCAUGGCGAGACGCCGCAAAAAGUCGAAGGCAGCUGCACAGGCUAAGCAACGGGAGAAGGACGCCUCACCCAUGCUCACAGACAAAUCCCUGCCCGCGCUACCGCCCAAUGCCGUGCCUCCCAAUGCCUUCUCCAACGACCGCCCGACGCCAGACUCCCAUACGCCGACCGAGCUCUCCCCGCGUCCUCGAGCAGCCUACGGAAGAAACGAGUCGUCUUCGCGGAGCAGCUCGAGACCUGAUCGGUCCCCUGAGAGGCCCCAUGAGCCUGCAAAAGAGUCUUCUCUGGCGCCGGCCGCGCCAAACUACCGGCACAACCGAAACUCGGCCUUUUUGGCGGGAGACCUGAACAGUGGGGACUCGGACGGCGGCUACUUCAUCCCCGUCGCGCUCGAUCCCAGUCCGGCGCCGGCGCCGUCGCUGACCCCUCAGUCCAUCUCAGACGCCUUCGCAGAGCCCAGCCGAAGGAACAAGGACAGGGAGUAUUUCACUUCCCCCCGACCAGCUCCUGAGAAACGAAACGAUUCUCAGGCGUCGACUCCCCACAUCGCAUUCCAGGAGAAGGGUAGGCAGACGUCGUCUGAUUAUGAGGCGCCCCAGCUCGACCGACCAGCGCGGAAGCUCUCCAAGAGAAAUGGGAACCCCGCCGAUGAGGGGAAGAAUGCGACUCCCAAGUCGCAGCCCGGCGACGAAUUUAAAUUGCAAGACGCUCCCAAGAGCAAGAAGUCGGGCAAUUCGAGGAGCAACUCCAUAUCAAAUAACUCUCUGGACGUGUCUGCUGCCGCCAAAGCUCCGCCAGCCCCUCCCCGGAACAGGGACGUUUUGUCCAAUGCGACUAAUGAGCCUUCCCGCCAGCCUGGGCCGGGAGACAAGGCUUCGCCGCCAAGACCUCAGCAAGACGCUGGACGGAGAGAAGACGAUAUCGUUCACCCGUCCGCCGACUCGAUGACGUCCCCGCGAUCCGAUGCCCCUGUGCCGCCGCCCAUCGCGAGGAAAGAGCUGCCGCAGAACCAGUCGCGAAAUGCGAAUGGAAACGAGUCUGUACCGCAGCCACGGCCGUCUGCACCAGAGACAAAACUCAGCGACACGUACAUGCAACCUAGGGCACCGCCUCAACCCCCGACUCAGACCCCCAAGGACUCGACGGCGUCCGCCAAUGAGGUACCGGAGCCGAAACUGUCGCCCAAGCUCCCGCGGUGGAGUGCGGGGGGCGAGUUCAGCAUGGACGAAGAUAUGGCUAGAAUCUUGGGCACUGACGAGGGUUCGUCCUCGAUCCUGCGGCGUGUGUCCAAUGCUGUACGCCACGGGCGGAACAAUAGCAGCGAAGUGGGUAACAACCACGGCAGGCUAGGCCAUAGCAGGAGUGUGAGCGAGACUACCAGGGGAACUGCGUCUCCCCGCUGGCCCAGGACGCCAAUUGCUGAGGAUCCGUCGAAUGGUGGCCCGGAUAUCAGUAGCCCGAUGUCGCUCUCGGGGGCUGGCCAGGACGACCCGGCCUUCUUGAAGCGGCAGCUGAGGAACUCGGAGCAGCGCGUGGCGGAGCUCGAACGGCAGUUUAACACGGAGAAGGACCUGAAGAACCUGAACAAGAAGCUCAUCGAGAAGAGGAAAACCGUUUCGGUGCUGGACACGCAAACAGAGAUCAUGAUCCGCCAAAUCGAAGUUCUUGCCGGCUACGUGGAGCGGGCCAAGAAGACUAACGAACCCAUCGACCCCCGCGAGCUGGAGGAAUCCGCGAUCAAGGAAUUUGUCCAGAAGUUGGAGAAGGUCAAGCAGAGCAUGACAGCCGCGAUUGAGCAGCUCCAUGCAGAGCGGGAUGAACUCCUGGAGCAGAAGGCCCAGGCCAUCGCCGACCGGGAUCGGGCGCUACUCGAAUUCGAGCAGCUGUCCUCUAAGAACGCGCAGCUGGCUGAUAUGAAUAACGACCUGACCCACCAGAUCCAAGAGAGAUUCAAGCAGCAGAUCAACAACGGCGACCUGAAGAUGGCGUCCAACGGCCUGGGCAUCUAUGGCCACGCCAAGGGCGUCUCGUCGGCAUCCGUCAACCUGGACGCAGCCAGUCUGCAGACGGGAACGACGAUGGUUGGGACCGAUGCGGAGGAGCCGGUCGUCGAGGGACCCACCGUUGUCAACAUCCGGAAGGGCCAGGUGAAGAAAUUCAACUGGAAGAAGGGCUCCAGCAAGGUUGCGCACAAUAUCUCGAAGGGCAUUAACCGCGCCGCGGGCGCCUUCCAGCAGGACCAGAGUCGUGGCCAGCCGCAGCAAGGGCUGACGGGCGAUAACAUCGGCCUCCCCUACAACAUGACGGUCGCCCAAGUCGACCCUCCGGCUCCCAUGAGCCCCGCAGGCGGGCUCAAUCGGGCCCAAACGGAAAACGCGCGACAAGGGUUUGGCUUCUUCAGCAAGAAACAACCCAAUGUGCCCAAGUCAACGUCCGUCACCAAUGUCUCCACCCCUGCCCCGGCGGAAGCGCCCAGUACCCUGUUCGGCUCCGAGCUGGUCGAGCGGGCCGACUAUGAGCGUCGCCAGAUCCCCAGCGUCGUGACCCGCUGCAUCGAGGAGGUAGAACUGCGCGGCAUGGACAUUGAGGGCAUCUACCGGAAGACGGGCGGCAAUUCACUGGUCAAGGCGAUCCAGGAAGGCUUCGACAAGAGCGAGGACUUUGAUAUCUCUGACCCAGGGCUCGACAUCACGGCCGUCACGAGCGUGCUGAAGCAGUACUUCCGCAAGCUGCCCACUCCGCUGCUCACGUUCGACGUGUACGACCGCAUCUUGGAAUCUAAUUCGAUACAAAACGAGGCAGAGCGAUGCGCGCAUAUGAGGAAGACGAUCAACAUGCUCCCGCCUAAGCAUCGCGACUGCCUCGAGUUCCUCAUGUUCCACCUGGCCCGAGUGGCCAGCAGAGAGCGCGAGAACCUGAUGUCUCCCAAGAACCUGGCCGUCGUCUUCGCGCCCACCAUCAUGCGCGACCACAGCCUCGAGAGGGAGAUGACGGACAUGCACGCCAAGAAUGUCGCGGUGCAGUUCCUGAUCGAGAACAGCCACGUGAUCUUCAACGAGGCGUGAGGAAGAGAGACGGACGGGGAUCGGGGAGGAGUGGGAUUGCAAAAAAAGCGCGGAGCAUAUCAGGGAGCAAGGACGGGAUGGUACGGCCUGCUUGCUUCUUUUUGUCUUUUUCCCCUUUUUCGGGUAUGUGUGGUUCUGAACCUUGUGCUUGUGGCGAUCUGUAUAUACCUUUUUGAGCUUUGCGCGGAGAGACCCCCUUAUGCCUGCCUGCUUGCUUGCUUGCUUGCGUUGCUUGCGUUGCUUGAUGUAUUCUGUUUCG
Thermothielavioides terrestris NRRL 8126 is the source of this 3911-nucleotide messenger RNA. RefSeq lists its product as uncharacterized. Bases 206 to 3652 code for a protein of 1148 amino acids. Gene Ontology annotation, biological process: signal transduction; regulation of GTPase activity. The transcript has 7 exons. The record is from RefSeq and is a predicted model, not a curated record. Gene Ontology annotation, cellular component: cytoplasm. Lineage: Eukaryota; Fungi; Ascomycota; Sordariomycetes; Sordariales; Chaetomiaceae.